This is a messenger RNA of Elgaria multicarinata webbii, 558 nucleotides long. RefSeq names its product NADH:ubiquinone oxidoreductase subunit A7 (gene NDUFA7). Gene Ontology annotation, cellular component: mitochondrial inner membrane. Lineage: Eukaryota; Metazoa; Chordata; Lepidosauria; Squamata; Anguidae. Bases 55 to 402 code for a protein of 115 amino acids. Gene Ontology annotation, biological process: ATP synthesis coupled electron transport; mitochondrial electron transport, NADH to ubiquinone. The transcript has 4 exons. The record is from RefSeq and is a predicted model, not a curated record.
CCGGCUCCUACCUUCCUCCCAGCAUUCCCUCCGCCCUUGACAACGGAGGCCAAGAUGGCGUCGGCCACCAGCGUCGUCCGGAGGCUUCGCAACUGGCUCGCCGGGCGAGACCUCCAAGCCAAACUGCAGCUGCGUUACACAGAAAUCUCCAAGAGGACUCAGCCACCUCCGCGCCUCCCUGUCGGCCCCAGUCAUAAGCUUGCAAACAAUUACUACUGCACCCGGGAUGGACGCCGAGAGACUUCCCCUCCCAUAGUCCUCGUCUCGCCGCGGAAAACCUUGGCACCAGGAAUGCAAGCGGCCAGCUCGGAAUCUUCCGUAGCAACAAUGGAGAAGAAACCGGUGACGCCCGGCAUUCUGCCUCGGAAAUUGGAGCUGUCGAAGGACGAACCCUAUUUGUGAACCGGGCACGAUUCUUCAAAGCUGACCUUUGUAUAGGACGGCCAGCGUGAUCCAGCUUUCGCAGGAGAGCGGUGUAGCCCUGCGUGGAAGUAAUGCUGGCACAAAGACACUGCGGUUGAUGCCUAACAGGUUCAAUAAACUCUGUCCCUAACUUAA